GUUACCAUGGCAACAGCAGCCUCCUCUCCCAGCAUGCACCAGCAGCAGAGAGCAGCAGCAGGGUGGAGCCGCAGACUCACAGACGGACGGACGGACGGACGGACAGCAGCCAGGAGGAGUGAUGAUGGAGGGACAACCCGCCCCUGAGGAGCAGUGCAUGCUGGGAGACUCAGACUCGUGUGCAGCAGCAGUGAAGGAUCCAUCAGAAGCUCUGAAGUCCUCCAGGUCAGCAGGAGGCGCCAGAGCCGCCAAGAUGAUCCCAGCCAAGAGUACAGAGUCGGUGGACGGAGCCAGCAGUCCAGGAAGUCGUUCUCCUACCAGUCGAUCCUCGACUCCCAACAGAGACAUCAAGAAGGUGGCGGUGGUCCGGACACCCCCCAGGUCUCCUGGAUCUGCUCGUGGACGUACGCCCCCCCUCCCGUCCCACCCCAUGCCUGACCUCAGCAACGUUAAGUCAAAGGUCGGAUCCACAGAGAACCUGAAACACACACCUGGAGGGGGCAAGGUUCAGAUUGUCAACAAGAAAAUGAAUCUCACUAAUGUGACAUCAAAGUGCGGCUCCAAAGACAACAUCUCCCACAAACCAGGUGGAGGGAAGGUGGAGAUAAAAUCAGAGAAGGUGGAUUUCAAAGCUGUCCAGUCUAAAGUGGGUUCUCUGGAGAACAUCACUCAUGUGGCAGGAGGAGGGAAGAAGAAGAUCGAGAGUCAGAAACUGGCCUUCAGAGAGCACGCUAAAGCUCGGACUGACCACGGUGCUGACAUCGUCCUCCAGCCUGACUCCUCCCCCGCUCACCUGAGCAGCACCUCCUCCCCCGGAAGCCUUGACGCUGCUGAAGCCCCGCCCCUCGAUGAACUGGCCGACCAGGUGACUGCCUCCCUCACCAAACAAGGCCUGUGAUUGGACAACCAUGUGCCUGCAGGUCCCGCCCCCGUCCUGUAACCAAGGAAACUGCCUGAUGGAAGAACGACAAAACUCAUUAUCCUCCCUUUUUCCUCAUUAACAUCCCGUGACAUCACAUCCUGUUACAGGAUUGGACAGAUUUUAUGAAGUAACUCUCAGACUGUCUGUCCACCGCAGAGACAUCCAGGACACCGUUAGCCUAGCUUAGCAUAAUCACUGCUAGCCUAGCUCCUCCGAAACUUAAACUGUCAGUAAAGCUAACAGUCUCAGUGCUAAAGGAGGUUAACCACACACACAUACACACACACAAACACACACAAACACACA
This is a messenger RNA of Plectropomus leopardus (leopard coralgrouper), 1228 nucleotides long. It is a transcript of the gene maptb, whose product is annotated as microtubule-associated protein tau b. Gene Ontology annotation, molecular function: microtubule binding. The record is from RefSeq and is a predicted model, not a curated record. Gene Ontology annotation, biological process: microtubule cytoskeleton organization; neuron projection development. Lineage: Eukaryota; Metazoa; Chordata; Actinopteri; Perciformes; Serranidae. Gene Ontology annotation, cellular component: neuron projection.